AUGCCCGCAACCAACGACAAAACCCAAUGGCUCAUCUACGCCAUCGCCUCCGGCGGCUGCGCAGCGCUCAACGGCGUCUUUGCGAAACUCACAACCACGCAAUUGACCACGACUUGGGCGACGGGGAUUUCGCGGUUCUUUGGGAUGGAGGGGCCGAGUGUGGUUGUUGAGGGGGGUGUUCGGGGUUUCUUCUUCGCGAUGAACCUCGCUUUUAAUGCUGUUAUGUGGGGCCUCUUCACGCGCGCCCUGACGCUCGCGAGCAGUACGGUUCGGGUGAGCGUGAUUAAUACGAGUGCGAAUUUUGUGGUUACGGCGCUGUUGGGGGCUAUUAUAUUCUCUGAGGACUUGCCUGGACUCUGGUGGCUUGGCGCCGCUAUGCUCGUCGCUGGGUCGGUGAUUAUCGGAAGGAGGGAGGAGGGAAAGGAUGUUGGGACUGCUGGGACGGCAGGGAGUGAGCCUACGGUGUAUGUGGACGAGCCGGAUGCUCCUCCUCCGAGUCGACGAGAUCGAGAUGGAGCCCAGGGAGGGCGACGACGGAGGGCGCGGUAG
Molecule: messenger RNA, 549 nt
Organism: Zasmidium cellare ATCC 36951
Lineage: Eukaryota; Fungi; Ascomycota; Dothideomycetes; Mycosphaerellales; Mycosphaerellaceae
Exons: 5
Coding region: 1-549 (182 amino acids)
Source: RefSeq, a predicted model, not a curated record